Messenger RNA from Juglans regia (Persian walnut), 1250 nucleotides. RefSeq names its product transcription factor MYB17-like. The coding region runs from base 23 to 898 and encodes 291 amino acids. The record is from RefSeq and is a predicted model, not a curated record. The transcript is spliced from 3 exons. Lineage: Eukaryota; Viridiplantae; Streptophyta; Magnoliopsida; Fagales; Juglandaceae.
GUAAAUGAGCUAGGUGGCAAGGAUGGGAAGGGCACCGUGUUGUGACAAGGAGGGAGUAAAGAAAGGGACCUGGUCUCCUGAAGAGGACCAAAUCUUGGUGCAGUACAUCAACAACCACGGCCAUGGUAGCUGGCGUUCCCUCCCCAAGCAUGCUGGUCUCCUUCGAUGUGGAAAGAGCUGUCGGCUUAGGUGGAUAAACUAUCUUCGUCCUGACAUCAAACGUGGUCCCUUUUCUCCAGAGGAAGAGGAUACUGUCAUUCAGCUCCAUGGAAUGCUCGGUAACAGGUGGGCUGCCAUAGCAUCACAACUGCCCGGAAGAACAGACAAUGAGAUUAAGAACUUCUGGAACACUCAUUUGAGGAAGCGUCCGCUUUGCUCGGUCCAGAGACCAUGGGUGCACAAGCCCUCAUCCAAACUGGACCUAAGCAAUGUUGAAUCCGAAUCUCCUUCCACCCGCCACAUGGUACAGUGGGAGAGUGCCAGAGUAGAGGCUGAGGCUCGCUUGUCAAAGGAAUCGUUACUGCACAAGCCGUCAUCGAUGGGCUGGACAGACUCUGAUUACUUCCUCCGUCUAUGGAAUACUGAAGUUGGAGAAUCAUUUCGGAAGAUGAAUGGGAAAGAUGGGGAAGCCUGCCAAAGCCCCGUCUCUCAAGCAUCUUCAUCUGUAAAAUGUGGUUCAGGUUCUGAUGUCACAGUCCAAGCAAAAAACAGUACCAGGACCUGGGGCGCCACGAACAUGACUCAAGAACAUGAAGAAGACAGCUAUAGACCAAUGAUAGAAGACGCAAUGGCCAGCCCGAAUUCUCUCAGCUCUUACAAUCUCAUCGAUUCUUCCAAUACUGCAGCAUUCGACCUAUUGCUAGAUUUCCCAGAUGGUGAUGAUGUCUUCCUAGGGUAGACAAUUUGGCUCGACACUAAAAUGUGAACACAAGAUGCCUCUUUCCGGUCUUGCAUUGCGGGAGUGUAAUUACCAUGGGAAGAGCAAUUAGUUUUUAGCUAGGCAGAUAGUUUGGCACCUUUUGUUUUGUGUUUCUUCUUUCGAGUCCAAUUGGUUUCCUAAAUUUUCUCGCCAAUUCCUCCUCUUGAUUUUCUCAAAAGAUGCGGGAAGAAGAGAUUAAACACUACAUGGACAGAAGGUCGAUAUAAUUCAAGUUGUCUCUCUUGCUGACAGCUUCAUUGUAAUCAAUCAUAUGGGCCCAGAAGCACAGUAGAAGCUCUUGGUAUAUUCACUUUGACUGGUGCCAUGUCAG